GUGUGUGAAAUAUGGCCGCAGUGUCGGUUGGCUGGUUUGUUUAGUGCUAUUAGUGCUAUGCUAAUGUUAACAAGUAAAGAGCCGUUUCCACCUUAGUUUUUUCGUGGUGUAUCACGAAAUUUAGGAAUUUCCUGGAGUGUCAGCAUCGGAUAGUCAUCGACCUACGCCAGGAAGUAGUCAUGAUAGUGCAAGAACCGGUUCAGGCUGCCAUUUGGCACUGCCUGAAUCACUACGCAUUUGCGGAUGCCACAUUCCUCGCAGAGCGGCUGUACGCGGAAGUGCACACAGAUGAGAGCCUACACCUGCUGGCGACGUGCCACUACCGGGCUGGCAACAAGGUGUCGGCUUACUCCCUGCUGCGGUCCCACGGCUGCCGCUUGCCCCAGAGCCGUUUCCUGCUGGCCCGCUGCUGCCUGGACCUGCGCAAGUUUUCGGAGGCUGAGCUGGCGCUGGACGCCGACACGGGCCUUGCGUCCCGGACCUCGGCCAAAGCUGGCCUCGACGAGCUGGCCGGGUCGUUCGGCGACUCGGCCUCCUUCGCAUUGGCGCUCGUUGGCCAGUUGUGCUCGCGCACGGAGCGGAGCACGCGGGCCGUCGAGGCCUUCAGGAGAAGCCUUAAACUCAAUCCCUUUCUCUGGUCUUCGUACGAGUCGCUCGUCAAUUUGGGCGACACGCCAAACCCCGCGGAGAUCUUCAGUGUCUCCUCCUUAGACAACUUCAACCUGUGCCAAGGGAGCAACCCCCUCGUCAACUUCGUCAACAAAACAAACGUGGAUUUCGUUGCCGAAGACAUCAAGAUGGUGGCCAGCCAGGGGAUGGGCCAGUCGAAGCUGUCCGUGCUGCCGCUGCCCUGCGACGCUUCACCCGCGGUGCAGGCGCCCCUUCUGGUGGUCCGGUCAGGGUUCCUGACGCCCCAGGGGGACUGCAGCCCCCUCCCGGCGACCCCCGACCUGGGUUGCGAACCCCUCCUGACCGGGGUCAAGGCCCCGGCCAAGCAGCACCUGUCGUCGAUCAAGGGAGUGCGGAGCGUCUUCGGAGGCGUUACGGCACUCAGUCCCCUGUCAGCUUCGUUUGGGGUGCUUCCGCUGACGACGUCUAGUCUGGGCACGCCGGCCGCUGGAAGCUUCACCGGUAUGCUGGCCUACGUGACGCCUACCUCUCAGAACAUCCUCGAGUCUAUCGUCAAGGAGCCCUGUCCUCCCAUCAAGAAGAGCCUCUCGAGGAAACCUCAAGGCUUGAACACAGCAAAGGUGCAGAUCUUCAGCCAGUCGAGCAACAACAACCUACUGCAGACACCCCCCACUGCCGGCUUCCCCUCCAGCGGCCUGAGCAGUGUGCGGCGGAGCUCGCGCCUCUUCAGCAGCUCCAAUUCCGUCAAGGAGAACAACAAGGGCAGCUCUUCCCCCAAGGCCUUGAGGGGCCUUGCGGCAAAGUCCCCUUCCUCGAAGAAGACCAAGCCAUCGAGGGGCACGCUCAGGGGCUCCGGCCCGCCCAACACGCCCGCCAGCGUUACCCCGGUGGGGGUUGUGGCGUCGGGCGGGGUGGUGGGGGAGAGCGAGUUCAACGAGCUCAACAAGAUGGAACCACCGCCCGCCGUGUCGCUGGCGCAGACUGUGCUCUCCAUGCAGAGGGCGUCCGCCGAGGGGUUGAUGGAGCUGCUCCAGGACCUGGGACGGGCCCAGCUCUAUCUGGGACAGUACCGGGUCAAGCAGGCCAUCGAGACGCUCCAGGACCUGCCUCCCCACCAGUACAGCACGGGUUGGGUGCUGGCCGCGCUGGGACGUGCCUACUUCGAGCUGGGCGAGUACGACAAGGCUGUGCGCGUCUUUGAGGAGCUUCGGACGCUUGAGCCCUACCGUCUGAAGGGCCUCGAAUACUACAGCACGUCCCUGUGGCACCUGCAGAGGGAGGUUCAUCUCUCCACCCUUGCGCAAGAGCUCAUGGACUUGGACAAGAACGCAGCCACUACGUGUGCGGUGGCGGGCAACUGCUUCAGCCUGCAGCGGGAGCACGAGACGGCGGUGAAGUUCCUCCAGCGAGCGGUGCAGGUGGACCCCGACUUCACGUACGCCUACACCCUGCUGGGCCACGAGCUGAUCUCGGUGGAAGAGGUGGACAAGGGGCUGGCCUCCUUCCGCAACGCCAUCCUGGUGGACCCGAGGCACUACAACGCGUGGUACGGGGCAGGAAUGAUCUACUACAAACAGCAGCAGUACCUCCUGGCAGAGAUGCACUUCAAGCGAGCGCUGAACAUCAACCCGCAGAGCUCCGUUCUGCUUUGCCACAUCGCUGUGGUUCAGCACGCGCUGAAGAAGACGGAGAUGUCCCUGACGACGCUGAACAGUGCCAUGACGAUGGAGCCCCGCAACCCGCUGUGCAAGUUCCACCGGGCGUCCAUCUUCUUCAGCCUCGACCGCUACCAGGAGGCGCUGAAGGAGCUGGAUGAGCUCAAGCAGAUGGUGCCCAAGGAGUCUCUAGUCUACUUCCUCUGCGGAAAGGUGCACAAGAAGCUGGGCAACACCCACCUGGCCCUGAUGAACUUCUCGUGGGCCAUGGACCUGGACCCCAAGGGGGCCAACAACCAGAUCAAGGAGUCCAUCGACAAGCGGGGUAGCCCCGAAGACGAGGACAAUGACGCCUCCCUGCUCAGCCCCAGUGCCGCCACCCCGCACAACCUGCCUGCGGACGACUCCGGCAGCGUGGGUUCCGGAGCAGUGGAUCCCGACUCUUCGCACGGAAGCUCGGUGGCAGACUUCAACGACAUGCACCUCCAGUCGAUGGAAAGCGACGAGGGCUUCUAGCCCGCAGACCACAACGCCAACGUCAGCCCUCCUAGCCCCCGUUUUCCGCCAUGCUCCGAACGCGAACCCUCCCCCAAAUAGUCGUGGCUUCGGACGAUUUUACUCCAGAGGACUGUACUCGGGGUGUCCCUAUCGCAUACUGUUGGACGGCAGUCAACGGCUCGGCGAAACUUCUCGGACGGCGGACAACACUUUGGUGGAUGUCCUGGACGGCAGAAGACAUCCGGGCGGAUGUCUUUGAUUUGCAAGUUUUUAAAUGAACGAGCAGUGUGGGGGCCACCCGAAGAUUUCCUUUUUCUUUUAUUCGGGCUUUUUGUGCUUGUAUUAUUGUUUUAAGUGGCAUAAAAAAACAAGUGUUUCUUUUUUUCUGGGUAUCGACUAGCUUUGGCUGAAUGAUUGUGUGUGUGGUUGUUUUUGAGUGUAUGUUUGAACUAGCAUUUUCGUUUGCAUGUGAGAAUGACUUUUUUUUUUUUGCUUUUUUUUACAAAUUUGCUGUUUAUGUUUGUUUAUUUGUGUUGUACAUUUUUCUGGAUCGGUUUUUAAUUAAAAGAAAUAAUGACGGCAGGGCAGCAGUCUCUUGUUUUAUUUACGGAGAAGGAACCGCCAGCCACAAACUGAAGCCCUAUUCUUUUCCUAGAAAAUUAUGCAAAUUAAUAGCCACUUUUUUCUCACUGCAUUAAAUAGACCUUCCUUCAAGCUGUUUGUUUGCCUGACUGAGCAAGAUUUGUGGUUUUGUUUUGCGUCAGUACCGUUUCCACUCGUCCGUGGCAAGGCACAACGCUUGCAAGGUGCCCUUGGUGACGAAAAUUGUGUAGUUGCCAACAUAAAGCCUCGACUAGCUAACAGCAGCUAAAUGGUUACAGCUAGUUUCCCUGCGACAGCUGAACGAAGGACUUCUAGUUCCGCAACCGUCUGUUCUGCUUGAACAGCCCAAACUAGGCAGUGUAUGCCAGCAGUCGUUUAGGUAAAAUGGACCAUUCAUUAAGCUUAAGGUAAUGGGGAAAGCUUUCUUACAACGUUCAAGAUGGACCUGUCGAAUUCAACAUCCGACGUGCUCGCUGUCAAAUUGUGUCUCCGAAUGCUCUGUGAUUCGUUCUUCGUCGUUUUUGUCCGGCUAAUGCCGCAAUCUUAUGGCCGCAGACGAAUAAUUAGGUGCACGGAACUCGCCACACCCUGCAUGCUGUCCGUGGCUCUGGCCUAGCUUCACCUGCACAAUUGAUUUCACGUACUGUAUUUACUAAACUUUCAUUUUCUUUCCUUGGCGUGAUUGGAAAAGUGGUACACAACUCUUCUUUAAUUGGAAGUUUUUCUACACCGUCAUCAUUGGUUCAACUGGGCAGGACGUUGCAGUUUGAUUGACGAGCAUGGGCUGUGCAGGCUUGUCUGACGAAGUGACCUGCAGAGGGCAGCCCUCUCUGCGGGUCACGUUAAGUUGAGACGAAUGAAAACUAGUGGGCAUUGGUGAGGCGAACCGUUGGAUAAGUGGGCUGGACAAAGUGUGUCGAUUUUCCACGAUUUGGUGUCUUGUUUGCACGCUUGCACCUUAUUCGUAUGUGUGAGAGGAGGGGAGGAGGGAUGUUGAUUUAGCAUUGACUUCACACAAUGUUUGUGUGCUACAUGUAGGCACAGUGUUUGUGUGCUACAUGCAAUGUGCAAAUCCAGUAGUAUUCCUUCAUUCUUCUGUUCUCUCGUGCUGAUUUACUCAAGCUGGGUGAAAAAUGAUCAUUUGUGGAUUCGGGUGACCCACAUUUUUUUUUUUUCUUGCCUUUGCCAGAGAUUUUUGUGUUCAGUAUAUGUUGCUUAGAUUCUUCUUUUUUUUUUUUUUAAGAAUUUUGGGAACAUGUAUUUUGCGAACGCAACGUAUACAGAACGAAUCCUAUCUUUUCCUGUAUAGUCUUGUAGAUAAAUUUCACCUUUGUCGGCUUCGCUCCCAACAUGGUCGGUGUUUCGUCCUAGGUUAUUCAUUUUUCUUCCCCGCGUUCUUUUUUUAUUUCAACAUCGAAAACAAGAGAAAGCUUCAUGUUAUUGCUCAGUAGGAUGUAUAUUUUCAUUUGUAAAUAUCGUAAUUACAAGCGAUGAUAAUAAAUACUAUAUCGAGUAAAA
Messenger RNA from Ixodes scapularis (black-legged tick), 4904 nucleotides. RefSeq names its product cell division cycle protein 27 homolog (gene Cdc27). The record is from RefSeq and is a predicted model, not a curated record. The transcript has 16 exons. Gene Ontology annotation, biological process: cell division. Gene Ontology annotation, molecular function: protein binding. NCBI's taxonomy places the organism in Eukaryota, Metazoa, Arthropoda, Arachnida, Ixodida, Ixodidae. The coding region runs from base 180 to 2801 and encodes 873 amino acids.